Scheffersomyces coipomensis is the source of this 1610-nucleotide messenger RNA. RefSeq names its product malate dehydrogenase (gene MDH1). Lineage: Eukaryota; Fungi; Ascomycota; Pichiomycetes; Serinales; Debaryomycetaceae. Gene Ontology annotation, biological process: malate metabolic process; tricarboxylic acid cycle. The transcript has a single exon. Bases 483 to 1496 code for a protein of 337 amino acids. Gene Ontology annotation, cellular component: mitochondrion; cytoplasm. The record is from RefSeq and is a predicted model, not a curated record. Gene Ontology annotation, molecular function: L-malate dehydrogenase (NAD+) activity.
GUUUGUCUUUAGUUCAUAGUAUGACUAUAUUAACUAUUAGUAACUACUAUUAGGUUAGGGUUACCCCACUCCCGGAAUAGUAUGGGAAUUCAACGUGUAAAAGUAGAAUUGAUCCCCCGGCACGACUAGGACAAACUAAAUUGAAUUAACACUGAUUCCACUGGACCGGACUUUUGAACCGAAGUGCACGUGACACAUAGUUAAGCAGUAAAUAAUUUUUAAAGUAUGGGGUACACACACUCUCUCCUUUAGUUGGACAAAUAAAUUUAUGAGGAAGGAGGAGGAGGGGGGUAACACCAUUUAUCAAAUCUUAAUUUUAACGUAUAUAUAACCAAUUAAAUAUUCCCCCAGUUUAUUUUUCAAUUUUUAAAACUUUUCCUCUUUUUCCAAUUUCUUUGAUUUAUCUUAUUCCAAUUAAUUGAAUCAAUUGACUUGAAAUCAAUUAUAUACAUAAAUAACUCAUUAAUUACAUAUAUUCAAUCAUGGUUAAGGUUGCUGUUUUAGGUGCUGCUGGUGGUAUUGGUCAACCAUUAUCAUUAUUAUUAAAAUUAAAUGCCAACAUUAAAGAAUUAUCUUUAUUUGAUGUUGUCAAUGUUCCAGGGGUUGGAGCUGAUUUAUCUCAUAUAAAUUCAGAUGCCACUACUGAAACUCAUUUACCAAGUUCAAAAGAAGAUAAGACUGCUCUUUUAACUGCUUUAAAAGGUGCUAAUUUAGUUAUUAUUCCAGCUGGGGUUCCAAGAAAACCAGGUAUGACAAGAGAUGAUUUAUUCAAUAUUAAUGCUUCUAUUAUUAAAUCUUUAGCUGAAGGUAUUGCUCAAUCAUCUCCAGAUGCUUUUGUCUUGGUUAUUUCUAAUCCUGUUAAUUCCACCGUUCCAAUUGUGGCUGAAACUUUAAAGAAACAUGGUGUUUAUAAUCCAUCUAAAUUAUUCGGUGUCACCACUUUAGAUAUUGUUAGAGCCAAUACUUUUAUUGCUCAAUUAUAUCCAACUGAUUCCAAACCAACUGAUUUCAAUGUUAAUGUUAUUGGAGGACAUUCUGGUGAAACCAUUGUUCCAUUAUAUUCCGUUGGAUCAACCGGUAAAUUAUAUGAAAAAUUAUCCGAAGAACAAAAGAAAACUUUAAUUAAUCGUGUUCAAUUUGGUGGUGAUGAAGUUGUUCAAGCUAAAAAUGGGGCUGGUUCUGCAACUUUAUCCAUGGCUUAUGCUGGUUAUAGAUUAGCUGAAUCUAUUUUAAAAUCAUUAACUUCAUCUGAAGAAGUUGUCGAAUGUACCUUUUUAAAUUUAGUUCCUGAAAUCAAAGGAGCUGAAGAAGCUAAGAAAUUAGUGGGUGGAUUAGAUUAUUUCUCUUUACCUGUUAAAUUGGGUAAAAAUGGUAUUGAAGAAGUUAAAUAUGAAAUUUUAACUAAAAUCUCUGAUGAUGAAAAGAAAUUAUUAGAAGUUGCUAAAGAACAAUUAGCUAAGAAUAUUGAAAAGGGAGUUUCAUUUGCCACUCAAUAAGUAGAUUUAUAGUUUAUUUAUGUUUUUGUUUAUUUAGUUUAUUGUAAACUCUUUUGAAUUUAAAAGAUGUUUGAUAUUUGUAAAUUUGGCAAUAAAAGUAUCAAAGAAAUCUUC